This is a messenger RNA of Sphaeramia orbicularis (orbiculate cardinalfish), 2468 nucleotides long. It is a transcript of the gene slc35e1, whose product is annotated as solute carrier family 35 member E1. The coding region runs from base 46 to 1182 and encodes 378 amino acids. NCBI's taxonomy places the organism in Eukaryota, Metazoa, Chordata, Actinopteri, Kurtiformes, Apogonidae. The record is from RefSeq and is a predicted model, not a curated record. The transcript has 6 exons.
CAAACAGACACACUCUACCGGUGACUCGUCACUCCGCGCUGGAAGAUGGCUGCGGUGGAGCGGACCCCGGUCAGGGAAGGGAUCCGGAUAGUUGUGUUGUGCGUGUGCUGGUACACCGUCAGCUCCGGGGGUAACGUCGUCAACAAAAUCAUCCUGAAUGGCUUCCCGUACCCGGUCACGGUGUCUCUGUUCCACAUCAUCUCCAUCGUCGUCUUCCUGCCGCCGCUGCUGCGGGCAUGGGGAGUCCCCAAAACAGAACUGCCGAGCAGGUACUACCGCUGGUAUAUCCUGCCUUUAGCCUUCGGAAAAUACUUUGCAUCUGUGUCGGCGCACUUCAGCAUAUGGAAAGUCCCGGUUUCCUACGCACACACCGUCAAAGCCACAAUGCCGAUCUGGGUUGUGCUGCUAUCAAGAAUUAUCAUGAGGGAAAAGCAAACCACGAAGGUCUACAUAUCUCUCAUCCCCAUCAUCGGCGGCGUGCUGUUGGCCACGGUAACCGAGCUCUCCUUCGAUGUUUCGGGCCUCAUUAGUGCCCUCGCCGCCACGCUCUGCUUCUCUCUGCAGAACAUCUUCUCCAAAAAGGUGUUGCGUGACACGCGGAUUCACCACCUGAGGCUGCUCAACAUCCUGGGCUUCAACGCCGUCAUCUUCAUGCUGCCCACCUGGGUUCUGGUCGACCUGUCUGUGUUUCUAGUGAACGGAGACUUGUCGGACGUCUCAGAAUGGACCGGAACCUUCGUCCUCUUGCUCAUCAGCGGUUUCUGUAACUUCGCCCAGAACGUCAUCGCCUUCAGCGUCCUCAACCUCGUCAGCCCGCUCAGCUACGCCGUCGCCAACGCCACCAAGAGGAUCAUGGUCAUUAGCAUCUCACUGCUGAUGCUGCGCAACCCCGUGACCCUCACCAAUGUCCUGGGUAUGAUGACCGCUAUCGUCGGGGUCUUCCUCUAUAAUAAGGCCAAGUAUGACGCCAACAGGGAGAAGAAGCUGCUGCCGACCACGAAGUCAGACCUGAUGUCCUACGACAACCCGGCGCUGGAAAAGAUCCAGGCCAACGGGUCAGUGCCUUUCUCCCACGGCUCGGAGCAGCAGCACAGCUGGAACAACGUGCUGACCGACCACUUCCAGUACAGCCGGCAGACCUACACGACGAGCUACGGCGGAAACCCCCAGUACGUCGUCUAAGCGGGGAGCGCGCGUCUGUGCACUCGCGCUGGGUCGCCGUCAUAGACAUUACCGUGUGUAGCCGCCAGCCCCAGCAGCGGGUCGUCACGGCAACGCUCCAACAUGAGACUGAAGGCAAGUGCUGUUUGUUACCGAAACGUCAGGAUGUGAGACCUGACGUGUCCAACGCCUCCCUGUCUCAGCUUCAAGUUCACUUCAGUUUAUUUAUUAUGUUGGUACCGACUGUACGGCGCCGCUCCACAGAAAACAAAGCUCAUAUCAAAUAUUCUCAGACAUUUGGGUGAUGGAUUAAGCCAUGAUAUCAGUCACAGAAAAAUGUGACUCCGUAGGAUGGAAAUGAGAAAAGAGGUGCAAUGAACUGGUGUGAGUUUUGUUUUCACCAUAAGCUCUUGGUUUGGGAUUUCUUUUGUUUUUUUCUUUAAUUUCAGUAGUUGUUCUUUACUGAGAACCAAGAACAGACAUCUGUCAGUCCUGCACGUACUGGAAAGCCUUUACAUUUUGGUUUUAGGCGUUCCAAGUCAUUUUGGUUCAGUUGUCAUGUCCUUUUUCUUCAUGAGGCAUGUGUCCUGAUGUGAGGAGAAGCAAUUUGUUGCCUUCAAUGAAUAAAAUAAAUUAACUUAUUCUGCUUAUUUGUAGCUGUAGAGACAGAUUAGAGGGAUUCUAGAUGAGGUAGGGCUGCAUGAUAUGUACAUUAUUUCAGUAUCAUCAUUGUAAUUUUUGCAAGUUAGAUAAAUUCACUGAAUCACACUGUAAAAAUGAGUGAGAAACAGGUUUGAAAUGACAAAUAGCAGAAUUUAGCUUAAAAAAGCAGCACCAGGAAUGAUGAUUUUUAACCAAAAACAAGUGCUUUGUCAACACUUCCAGUGAAAGUGACAAAUUAAUUGUCCUCAAAUGUCUUCAGAAGACUCAACUUCUUUUCUGUUUGGUAUUUUGAAACCACUCGUACAGUGUUAAAGUUCAAGACACAACAGUUCAGAAGUUCUUUCUCUGCAUAUGGAAGAAAAUCACCCCAAAGUGUUUACAGCACUGACAAAACUGACCUGUUGCAUAAAUGUGAUGUAAUUGGCAAUACAUGUGAAAUUUCAAAACUGUUUAUCAUUGUCCUAUGAAAUAACACAAAAAAAAAUCAAUGAAUCUGGAAAUUUCACAAAAAACACACCAAAACUUUUGGCCAUGACUAUACAGUGACUGUUUCCAAAUAUCUGCUGAGCAUAAGUGUAUUUUUUCUUGUUGCCUGUCAUGAUAAUGUAAUUGUAAUUGAUGAUUAAAUAAUUUUUUCCUGUUCA